AUGAGUUCCAAGUUUAUUUCCGAAACUGAAGCUGCUGAGGUUCGUAAGAAACGCCAGGAAGAAUGGGAGAAAGUGAGGAAACCAUCAGAUCCAGUUGAGAGGCCUGAGGAACCCUAUGAUAACAGAAGUUUGUUUGAUAGGCUUCAGGAACAAAAACAGAAAAAAGAUCUGGAAUAUGAAGAAGCUCACAAACUAAAGAACAUGAUCAAAACUCUGGAUGAUGAUGAAGUCGAAUUCUUGGACCUAGUUGAUCGCACAAAAUUAGCAGCAGACAGAAAGAAAGAAAUCGAAGAGGAGCAAGAACUUAAAGAUUUCAGAAAUAGGGUUGCCGUUUUACAAGAAAAAAGCAUUGAAGAAAGACUACAAGCCGAAAUUGUUGUUAACAAUAAGCCAAAGGCUGAUAAACCAAAACAAAAGUUAUUAAAAGGAGUCGUUGUGAAGAAAUCAGAAGGUUUGAAAAGAAAAAUGACCUCCAGCAAUGAAGAAGUAGGACAGGCAAUUAAAGAAAAAUCUAAUGAUUCAGAAAAUAGUGCAAAACAACAAAAAAUUUCAGAAAAUGAUUCAAAGGGUACCACCACCCAGGAAGUCAAAUAUAGGUCUGCUUUAAAAUGUGUUGCAGUGCUACCAGGGUUGGGUUAUUAUGGUGAAACUUCAUCAGAAUCAGAUAGCAGUUCGGAGUCAGAAAUCGACGCUCCGCCCACUAUUGAUAUUUUGGGUAAAAAAAUUGGAAUCCCAAAAAUUAUGGAGAAAUGA
Messenger RNA from Ceutorhynchus assimilis (cabbage seed weevil), 753 nucleotides. NCBI's taxonomy places the organism in Eukaryota, Metazoa, Arthropoda, Insecta, Coleoptera, Curculionidae. The record is from the annotation of a GenBank genome assembly.